AUGAGAGAAGCCAUUGAGGAAGUUGCAUGCCGUAGAAUACUAAGGAGGAAGGUGUCAAAAUUUACUCAAUGGGAUAAAUCUAUGGAGGAGAUAUGGGCUGGGCUUAAGGAGGUCACAGGUACAGUGAUGUACAAACAAAGAGAUCGUAGCAUGAUUUGCUGGAGGAAGCCGGUCUCAGGAAAAUACAAACUGAACUUCGAUGGGGCUGCCCAAGGCAACCCGGGGGAGGCAGGAUUUGGGGCUAUAGUAAGAAAUUGCCAAGGAAAAUGUGUCGCGGCUGCCCAUGGCUACAUUUGCACAGCCACCAACAAUAAGGCUGAAUUAAUAAGACUGAGAAGGGGGUUGAUUCUGUGCAGGGACAAAGAUUUUUCCAAUGUUGACAUAGAAGGCGACUCGCAACUUGUGAUCAAUGCCAUAUCCAAGGGACAAAUAGCAAACUGGAAACUCAAACAGUGGAUCCCAGGAAUACAAAAUUUGAUCAAUCUUCUCUUAGAUUACGCAAUCGCACACAAUUAUAGGAAAGGCAAUCGGGCGGCAGACUGGUUGGCAAAUGAAGGAGUGCAGGCUUGA
This is a messenger RNA of Cryptomeria japonica (Japanese cedar), 570 nucleotides long. RefSeq lists its product as uncharacterized. Gene Ontology annotation, molecular function: nucleic acid binding; RNA-DNA hybrid ribonuclease activity. The record is from RefSeq and is a predicted model, not a curated record. NCBI's taxonomy places the organism in Eukaryota, Viridiplantae, Streptophyta, Pinopsida, Cupressales, Cupressaceae. The transcript has a single exon. Bases 1 to 570 code for a protein of 189 amino acids.